Molecule: messenger RNA, 633 nt
Organism: Lolium rigidum
Lineage: Eukaryota; Viridiplantae; Streptophyta; Magnoliopsida; Poales; Poaceae
Exons: 2
Coding region: 1-633 (210 amino acids)
Molecular function (GO): chromatin binding
Source: RefSeq, a predicted model, not a curated record
AUGCCGCCGCGGAAGCGGAAGGCCCCUGCCCCUCCGCGCCGCCCGCCGUCCCGCCUGGAGUACCAGGCGCGGCUAGACGGCGCGUGGUACAGCGUGCGCCUGGUGCUGCAGGGGGGCUCGCUGCGCGUCAUGUACGAGGAGUUCCCCGAGGAGACGGACGAGUGGCACGACCCAGGCAGCGCCGACCUCGCCUCCCCGCGCGGCGUGGCCGCGCUCCGCGCCAGGUUCCGUCCCGUGAGCCGGCCCCUCGACGACGCCGGCUGCGCCGACCUCCGCCCCGGCCAGCGGCUCUGCGUCUUCUGCGACAUCUCCGACCUCGAACGCAAGUACUACGACGCCGUCCUCGAUUCCGUAAAAAGGGCGCCUCACGACACGGUGGACGGCGAGGAGCGGUGCGCGUGCCGUUUCAAGGUGCGAUGGACGGAGGGGCCGCGCCGCGGUGGCUGGGCGGAGGUCGGCAUCGCGGAUGUCACCUGCGUGCAGGACUCCUCGCCGGUCCACGACCCGGUGCUGACCGAGUUCCUGGACUCUGUCACAAAGUCCUUCGGCAGCGGGGACGCGACGGCGGCGUCUCAGGGGACCGGGGUCACGUCGGCGCCGGGCGGCGGCGAGGGCAGACCUGCGCCGUUAUAG